AUGCCGGAAAUAAUCGACCUACUUUCCUCUCCCAUCAACAGUCCACAAAAAAGCAAGCAGACGAAAGCACCACGAUCGCGAGUCGAAGUGCCUUCGGAAAAUAUCUUCGACAUCAGCUCGGACGUCCUCAGUUCUUCGAGCUUUCCAGAUGACCUCGAUUUUCUUUCUGCGCAACCCAAGAAGAAGCGGCGGUUAAGCCCACCAGAACCAAAGCCAACCAAGUCGAAAGAGUCCUGUAAAUACAGCUUCCUUUCGUCAGAUGGUUUAAAUGAUAUCCUCAAUACAGAGAAUACUAGCAUCAGCAAGACCACUAUUAUUGCAACAACUACAAACGUUGAGGAUGUGUCAUCAGAUCCAAUUACCUUUCCAUCUUCUGCACCCGAGCCGCGGACUGUCCGUCGAGCUACUAAAGCAGCCUUUAUUGACGUUGAGGUCGAAGACCUCAACGAAGAGGAUGUGUUCAGCCUGUCACAGCCUAUAGCGCCUACGCGAGCGCCGCUCUCGGAGCGGACUGCCAAUUUGCCAGCAAAUAUCACAGGACCUGGGAAAGGUGGCGGCAGAUACGAAGCUACUGCUUACACUGCCAGCACCGAGACAAAAAUCAUACCAACAGCAACUUCAAAGGCAACGAAGAGAUCAACCAUUGAAGACAACAUCACGUCAAGUCCUCCAAAGCGAAGGCGGAAGCUAGCAAAGGACAAAGACGCCUGCACAACUGACAGAGCUGCUGCAAAAGCAAGAAAGGAGAAGGAGAAAGAGGCCGAGAAAGAGCGGAAGCGCCUGGCGAAAGAAGAGAAGGCUCGGGAAAAGCAAUUGGCAGCUGACAUAGCUGAGGUGAACAAGUCGAAGACUGACAAGAAGAACUCAACACCAGAGAUGAUCGUUGACAUGGCCAGGUCAUUGGAGGGCACGAGUGUUGGAAAUCAAAUUUUGGAACACAUGAAGAUUCUUGGAGUUGACACUACAUUCUUUGAUGAACAAUUGGACUUAUCUAAACCGACCGAAGUUGGCACGCGGAAAGGAAACCUGGUCCGAUGGAGGAGAAAACUGAAAGCUAAGUAUAACGAGGCAGUUGGACAUUGGGAACCUAUUCCAGUGGAAAAAGUCGAGAUCGAGAAGCAUGUACUGCUCCACGUGACAGCCCGAGAAUUUUUUGAAAUUUGCGCAUUAGGCUUGUCUCUGAACCAGGAGCUAGCCACGCAAGAGAAGGCCAUGACCAAGAACCUCGAUGCGCAUGUCGCCAGCUUAAGAAGUCAGUACAAAGAAUGCAAGCUUAUCUACCUCAUCGAAGGUCUCUCCAGCUUCUUGCGAAAGAACAAAACCGCUAAAAACCGUGCUUACACAGCAGCCGUUCGCUCUCAGAUGACCGAUGACGACCAUGGUCACCCUCCUGCAUCAAGCCAACCGCGCCGCAAGAAAAAUAACCAAAAACCCACCACUCCCGUCAUAGACCUAUCCUCCAUCAACGAAGACCUCACCGAAACCCUCCUGCUUCACCUCCAGCUCCACGCCAAGAUCCUAAUCCACCAGUCCGCCUCCGCCUCCCUCUCCGCCGAGUGGAUCAAAUCCUUCACCGAACACAUCUCCACCAUCCCCUACCGCCACCUCCGCAUGAGUGCUAAUGACGCGGUUGGGUUCUGCAUGGAUGUCGGGCAGGUAAAGACUGGCGAUGACCGAAUGGACACCUACGUCAAGAUGUUGCAGGAGGUGCAGAGGGUGACUCCCUCGAUGGCGUAUGGGAUUGCCAAUGAGUUUGAUACGGUGGGAAAACUGGUGAAGGCGUUUAGGGAGGAAGGGCCGUUGGUGUUGCAGAACAUUAGAAAGAGUGCCAAUAGGGAUGGGGCGGUGAGCGAGAGGGUGCUCGGCCAAGCGGUUUCGAGGAGGUUGUCUAAGGUUUGGUUAGGGAAGGAGGAGGGAAGUACGGAUGGGAUUGCUUGA
Messenger RNA from Endocarpon pusillum Z07020, 1938 nucleotides. RefSeq lists its product as uncharacterized. Gene Ontology annotation, biological process: double-strand break repair; replication fork processing; resolution of meiotic recombination intermediates. NCBI's taxonomy places the organism in Eukaryota, Fungi, Ascomycota, Eurotiomycetes, Verrucariales, Verrucariaceae. The record is from RefSeq and is a predicted model, not a curated record. The coding region runs from base 1 to 1938 and encodes 645 amino acids. Gene Ontology annotation, cellular component: nucleus; Holliday junction resolvase complex. Gene Ontology annotation, molecular function: DNA binding; nuclease activity. The transcript has a single exon.